UCUGCCUCCUUGUAACAUAAAUCAAUGUUUAGAUACACAAGCUGAAGUUAGAAGCUGAUUGACUACCAUGCACAGCUGCACCAGAUUUUGCACUCUCCAGUUUUAGUAAAUCCACCCCAUUGAUGUUAACCUCCCUGGCGGUAUUCCCGAGUGUAGCUCGGGGUAAAGUUUCAGUACCACAAGCGGUAACCCCGAGCUACACUCGGGCUUACCAUGCGGCGCUGCUCCGGGAUCUGUUCUUCUCUUACCUUGUCCUGCGCUCCCGCGAUGCCCCCCCUGCAGUGUCCCCUGUAAUGUCCUCCGGCAGAUGCCGGCAUCUGUUUUCUGGGUUCCGUUCCCUGUGACGUCGGGACGUACGGGGACGGAAUGGCGGGAAAUUUAAAAAUGUGAAAAAGUGACAUUCACUAAAUACACUAA
Staurois parvus is the source of this 417-nucleotide messenger RNA. NCBI's taxonomy places the organism in Eukaryota, Metazoa, Chordata, Amphibia, Anura, Ranidae. The record is from the annotation of a GenBank genome assembly.